AUGCUUAUUUUUGUUGUCAUGGAAACAGAGGAUCAAUAUUUAUUUAUUGCCACAGAGAUUUUCAGUCUGAUUACACAUUUUUCUCCUCCACCUUCGUCUUCUUCUUCCUUCCUUAAUCUGAUUCUCUCUCUCUAUCUCUCUUUUCUCUUUCAACGCUUUUUUCUCUCUAUUUCUCUUUUCUCUUUCAACACAUUUUUCUCUCUAUCUCUCUUUUCUCUUUCAACGCUUUUUUCUCUCUAUCUCUCUUUUCUCUUUCAACACAUUUUUCUCUCUAUCUCUCUUUUCUCUUUCAACACAUUUUUCUCUCUAUCUCUUUUCUCUUUCAACACUUUUUUCUCUAUCUCUCUUUUUUCUCUUUCAACACAUUUUCUCUCUUUCUCUUUUCUCUUUCAACGCUUUUCUCUAUCUCUCUUUUUCUCUUUCAACACAUUUUCUCUCUAUCUCUUUUUCUCUUUCAACGCUUUUUUUCUCUCUCUCUCUUUUCUCUUUCAACACAUUUUUCUCUAUCUCUCUUUUCUCUUUCAACACAUUUUCUCUCUUCUCUUCUCUUUCAACGCUUUCUCUCUUUCUCUUUUCUCUUUCAACACAUUUUUCUCUCUAUCUCUCUUUUCUCUUUCAACACAUUUUUCUCUCUAUCUCUCUUUUCUCUUUCAACGCUUUUUUCUCUCUAUCUCUCUUUUCUCUUUCAACACAUUUUUCUCUCUAUCUCUCUUCUCUUUCAACGCUUUUUUCUCUCUAUCUCUCUUUUCUCUUUCAACACAUUUUUCUCUCUAUCUCUCUUUUCUCUUUCAACACAUUUUUCUCUCUAUCUCUCUUUUCUCUUUCAACACUUUUUUCUUUCUUUCAAGACAAAUCUUCUGGCUGGGAUCAAAGUGA
Acanthosepion pharaonis is the source of this 876-nucleotide messenger RNA. The record is from the annotation of a GenBank genome assembly. Lineage: Eukaryota; Metazoa; Mollusca; Cephalopoda; Sepiida; Sepiidae.